AUGCUUCGCUCCGUCUCGCGCCAGCUGCCUCGAGCUCUCUGCAAGCCGAAACCUGCCCUCCCCGCAACCCGCUUCAUCUCCAGCACCAGCCUGCGAAUGGCCUCACAGCUGCCUCCCGUACGUCCUCCGGUCUCGUCGACACUUCCGGCAGACUCCUACCAGCUGCUAUCGACUGCUGAAAAAGCCGGUGCGGCCGAAGAUGCCCUGUUCGAGGAGCAAGUCAAGGCCGUAAACGAGUGGUGGGCUUCAGACAGAUAUGAGGGCAUCAAGAGGCCAUAUUCCGCCGAAGCGGUGGUGAGCAAGCGAGGAGCCUUGCAACAGACAUAUCCUAGCUCGCUGAUGGCGAGGAAGUUGUUCAAUCUGCUGAACGAGCGAGCUGCGGAGGGCAAACCAGUUCACACUCUGGGUGCCAUUGACCCCGUGCAGAUGACCCAGCAAGCACCAAACCAAGAGGUGCUAUACAUCUCUGGAUGGGCGUGCUCGUCGCUUCUUACCUCCACCAACGAGGUCUCCCCGGAUUUUGGAGACUACCCGUACAACACCGUACCGAACCAGGUACAGCGGCUUUUCAAGGCGCAGAACAUGCACGACAGGAAGCAUUGGGAUGCAAGACGCAAGCUGUCGCCAGAGGAGCGCAAGUCAACGCCGUAUAUCGACUACAUGCGCCCAAUCAUUGCAGACGGUGAUACCGGACACGGCGGCCUCACAGCAGUGAUGAAACUUGCCAAAUUGUUUGCUGAGAACGGUGCCGCGGCCGUACACUUUGAAGACCAGCUUCACGGUGGCAAGAAAUGUGGUCAUCUUGCCGGCAAGGUUCUUGUACCAAUUGCCGAACAUAUCAACAGACUGGUUGCCGCCCGCUUCCAGUGGGAUAUCAUGGGCACUGAGAACCUGCUUAUUGCACGAACUGACUCUGAGAGCGGCAAGCUACUCAGCAGCACCAUCGAUGUGCGUGACCACGAGUUCAUCCUCGGUGUGACGGAGGACGGCGACCCAUUGGCCGAGACUCUGCAGAGAAUGGAGCUGGAAGGUGCAUCCGGUGCUGAGAUUGAUGUCUUCGAAGCUCAAUGGGUCAAGAAGCACAAACUGGUUACUUUUGACGAAGCUGUGGACCAACACCUUGCCGCAGAAGGAGCUUCCGAGUCCGCCCGAAAUGAGUACAAAUCCCACGUUCAGGAGAACCGCGAUCUUUCGAUCUCCGCCCGCCGUGAGCUAGCUGCCAAAUAUUCCAAAAACCCCGUCUUCUGGUCCUGGGACAUUCCACGCACCCGUGAAGGCUUCUACCACUACCGUGCCGGCAAUGAAGCAGCCACCAAGCGUGCCAUCGCAUUUGCACCCUACGCAGACCUCCUGUGGGUUGAGACUGGAGACCCCAAUGUUAGCAAAGCCGCAGAUUUCGCUGGGAAAAUUCGCAGGAAAUACCCUGGAAAGAAACUGGUAUACAACCUAAGCCCAUCGUUUAACUGGAUGGGACAAGGGUUCACCGAGCAGACCCUGAAGUCGUUCAUCUGGGAUCUGGCGGAGCAUGGGUUCAUUCUUCAACUUAUUUCCCUCGCCGGCCUGCACUAUAACGCCACGAUGGCCACGGAGCUGUCUCGUGGAUUCAAAGAAGACGGCAUGCUGUCUUACGUCAACUUGGUGCAGAAACGUGAAAAGGAAAUGGGUGUCGACGUACUCACACAUCAGAAAUGGAGUGGAGCACCGUAUGUUGACGGCGUAUUGGGAUCUAUUCUCAGCGGAAGUAGUUCGAACAAGAGCAUGGGCGAAGGAAACACCGAGGACCUCAUGGAUAGGAGGAAUAUAUAA
Molecule: messenger RNA, 1806 nt
Organism: Microsporum canis CBS 113480
Lineage: Eukaryota; Fungi; Ascomycota; Eurotiomycetes; Onygenales; Arthrodermataceae
Product: mitochondrial 2-methylisocitrate lyase
Exons: 6
Coding region: 1-1806 (601 amino acids)
Cellular component (GO): mitochondrial matrix
Molecular function (GO): methylisocitrate lyase activity; isocitrate lyase activity
Source: RefSeq, a predicted model, not a curated record